Colletotrichum karsti is the source of this 1326-nucleotide messenger RNA. RefSeq names its product homogentisate 1, 2-dioxygenase. NCBI's taxonomy places the organism in Eukaryota, Fungi, Ascomycota, Sordariomycetes, Glomerellales, Glomerellaceae. Gene Ontology annotation, cellular component: cytoplasm. Bases 1 to 1326 code for a protein of 441 amino acids. Gene Ontology annotation, molecular function: homogentisate 1,2-dioxygenase activity. Gene Ontology annotation, biological process: L-phenylalanine catabolic process. The record is from RefSeq and is a predicted model, not a curated record. The transcript has 2 exons.
AUGCCUGUAACAGACUUCUCCACGAAGGAGAGAUACGAAUAUCUCAAUGGCUUCGGGUCUUUUCAUGAAUCAGAAGCCAUAAAGGGUGCUCUGCCCAUUGGAGCGAACUCGCCCCAAAAGGCUCCUUACGGUCUGUAUGCAGAAAAACUCUCAGGCACAGCCUUCACGGCACCCCGCCAUGAGAAUUUGCAGACAUGGCUUUAUCGCAUCAUCCCAUCAGCAUCUCAUUCAUCUUUCGAGCCUCUCCAGGAGAAUGGGCCCAAACCCGGUGGUCAGAUCCACCAAAUCCCGAACCAGCUACGUUGGGACCCGUUCGACAUCAGCAAUGAGACCGACUGGAUCAGCGGUCUGAGACCCGUCGGCGGUGCCGGUGAUCCUGCCAUGAAGACCGGCCUCGGCAUCUUCAUCUUCGCCGCCGGCAAGAGCAUGGACCCGAAGACUGCCAUGUAUUCGUCUGACGGCGACAUGUUGAUCGUUCUGCAACACGGCGUUCUGGAUAUCAAGACAGAACUUGGAAAUAUCCUGGUUCGGCCGAAUGAGAUCGUCGUCAUCCCUCGCGGGAUCAAGUACCAAGUCAACCUACCAGAAGGACCCGUGAGAGGUUACAUCCUCGAGCUUUAUCAAGGUCAUUUCGUUUUGCCUGAGCUCGGACCCAUCGGAUCAAACUGCCUGGCGAAUCCUCGUGAUUUCCAGGUCCCCGUUGCCGCCUUUGACGAGGACGACACCGAAUGGUCGAUUGUGAAUAAGUUCAACAGCGCCUUUUUCAUCGCGAAGCAGAAGCACACUCCUUUCGAUGUGGUAGCUUGGCACGGAAGGUAUUACCCAUUCAAGUACGAUCUAGGCCGGUUCUCAGUCAUUGGGAGCAUCUCAUUCGAUCACCCGGAUCCCUCCAUCUAUACAGUCCUUACCGGCCCAUCGGAUCAUCCAGGAACAGCGGUUGCCGACUUCGUCAUCUUCCCGCCCCGUUGGCUUGUGCAGGAAGACACGUUUCGUCCUCCAUGGUACCACCGGAACACCAUGUCUGAGUUCAUGGGUCUGAUCUGUGGUGACUAUGAUGCAAAGACUGGUGGGGGUUUCCGGCCUGCCGGGGCAAGCUUGCAUAACAUCAUGUCAGCUCAUGGCCCUGAUGCCAGUACCUUUGAGAGGGCAUCGAAUGCUGAGCUGAAGCCGCAGAAGAUUGGAGAAGGUAGCAUGGCCUUCAUGUUUGAGAGUUCGUUGAUGAUUGGAGUUACGGAAUGGGGUUUGGAAACAUGCCAAAAGGUUCAGAAGGGCUAUAGCGAGGAUAGCUGGCAAGGAUUGGUCAGACACUUUAAGCGACCGGAAUGA